Messenger RNA from Vanderwaltozyma polyspora DSM 70294, 2361 nucleotides. RefSeq lists its product as uncharacterized. The coding region runs from base 1 to 2361 and encodes 786 amino acids. The record is from RefSeq and is a predicted model, not a curated record. The transcript has a single exon. Gene Ontology annotation, molecular function: cysteine-type peptidase activity. Gene Ontology annotation, biological process: proteolysis. NCBI's taxonomy places the organism in Eukaryota, Fungi, Ascomycota, Saccharomycetes, Saccharomycetales, Saccharomycetaceae.
AUGAGAAGUCAUGGGCUCAUUCCAACUGAUAAUUUAUCUGUAACAUCAGAAAAUAAUGCUAAAAGACGAUAUGAUAAUCAAAAGGUUUCAGAGAUUCAAAGUGACAGGUACAAGAAAUAUAGGAAAGAUAAUAAAAUAGUAGAUGAUAUUCAACAUAUGAGUUCAAAAGAUUUUAUUCCUGAUAUCGGAUCAAAACCAAUAGAUGAAAAUAUCAAAAAGAAGCAACUUAAAAUAUCAGGUAAAAUCAAAUUAGUACAGUCUUUGGAAAAAGAUCAGUUACCUGAUUUAUAUCCCACGAAAUGUCUUCUAACUUUUAUUAAUGAUAGCCAUGGUCCGAGAUGUGAUUUCACAUACAAGAGCUAUCCGAUAAGAGGACUACAAACUGAUAUUCUGAAGGAAUGCAAAUAUAUCUGUUUUGAAGAUACUAAUUCAACUAUUGGAUUUGUGUUCAAUAAAGAUAAAAUUAUCACUAAAAAAACAGGGGAAGAAUUGAAAUUGGACAUUCUUAUUUGGCAUUGUAAAUUAGGGUAUGAACAACAAAUGUCAAAGUUAAGAAGUUUAUGUAGAACUUUACAUCAUGUUUCAAAAUAUAUUAGAAUUUAUACUAAUAAAAAUGAACUCAUCUCACAAAUUCCAAUGUUAAAUACAUCUAAAAAUACAAAUUUUUGGGAUAAAAACAUGAAAUCAUUAACCAAUAGCAUCAGGCCAUCAAGGUCAUUAUCAAAUUCCACAAAAUCUUUAUCAUUGGCGCAUAAAAUACAUAUCAUAACUAAUGAUUCAGAGGAAGUUUCACCUAUGCCAUCUCCGAAAAAGGCACAAAACUCUUCAAGUUUGGUUCUUAUCGAUACUGAUGAACCUAGAAGAACAAGAUCAUCUACACUAGGUAAAGUGUCAAAAGAAGUGGUGGAAGAUUUAGAUGAUGUCGUUCCAUUUAAACCAAGUCUAUACUAUCAAUUCAAUGAUGGGGUCAGCUAUACAAUUACAAAUCAAGAUUUUAAAUCAUUAUAUAAUAAUGAUUGGGUGAAUGAUACAAUCAUAGAUUUUUUCAUAAAAUAUAAUCUAGAAUUAAAUGUUGCCAAAAAUGAUAGAGAAGAUAUAUUCAUUAUGUCUUCAUUUUUUUAUACGAAAUUGAAGAGCAAUAAUACAAAUUUUUAUGAUAAUGUGAAAAAAUGGGUUGCAAAUUCUAAAUUAUUUUCAAAAAAGUUUGUUAUUAUUCCAAUCAAUAGUAAUUAUCAUUGGUAUGCAUGCAUCAUAACAAAUUUGAUAGAAUAUUAUGAAUUUGUGAAGUCAGACAAAGUAAAUCUUGACUCUAUCCCAAAUAUUAAGAUUUUAAUAUUUGACUCUUUAAGACAAUAUCAUAAUAAAGAUAUAAGCAUCAUCAAGGACUUUUUGAUAUCUUACGCAAUGGAUAAGUAUUCAAUUUCUAUUGAUAAAUCGCAGAUUAAAAUGAAAACUUGUCAGGUACCUCUUCAGCCGAACAUGAAUGAUUGUGGUGUCCAUGUUAUUCUAAAUAUAAAAAAAUUUUUAGAAGACCCAUCUGGAACAAUACAACUUUGGAACUCGUUAAAACCAAAAUGUAGAGCUUCUUCAUUAACCGUUAAUGAGUUUUUUGAAAAAAAUGGGAGAAACACUGCCCGAUUUAAUCUAAGAGCAAUAUUGUUAGAUCUUCAGAAGGCACAAGUAAAAAAUAUAGAUAUGUCGCUAAUGAAGCAUUAUGAGGAUGACGAUGACGAUCUACUUAUUAUAGAAAAUGUUUCUGAUAUUAAAGACGCUAAAGUGGAGUCUAAUAAUAAGACAAAUAGUGAUAAAGAAUCGGAUAAAGAGCCGGAUAUUGGCACUAAUAAAAAUAAUGAUGAUGAAAAGAAUAAAUCGGAUAAACAAGAAAACUCUUCUAGAAGAAUUGAAUCCUCUUUUAAUACCAAUAGUAGCAUGACAAGUGAAAAUAUGAAUAACAAUUUGACAACAACAAUAAGAGGGCAUCUUGAUGACAUUCCUAACGAAAAUAAGAGUACCGAUAUAAAUAAUGAGACAAAGGCAAAACUUCAGAAAAAGGAAGAUACUUCAAAAGCUGAAAACGAAUCAACUACUGUUGGUAAUGAUGAAGAUACUCAUGGAAAUUCCUCCGUCGAUAAUGAAAGUUCUCAUAAUAUGACUUCAAUAUCUUCCGAGUCAUCUUCAAAUAAUAUUGCAUAUGAUAAAUACGAAACAGUUGAAAGUCGUAGCUUAUCAAGUCCCACAGUACGUGAGGAUAAAAUAUCAGUUUCUAACAAUCAAGAAGCCGAUGACAAUCGUGAAGACUCGUUCUCUCAAGUAGAUACUUCACAAAUAAUAGAUUCAGAUGUAAAUUUACUUGGAACCUGA